GGUCCGUGCCCGAAGAUGGCGGACGAGGUGGGGAGUAGCGGGAAGCGGCUGGGCUCGGGCUCCGACUCUGAGGCGCCCACGCCCACCGAGCUGAGCCGGGGCCCGCGGCUGGUCAAGAUCAUCAAGUCGGAGACGGGCUACGGCUUCAACGUGCGGGGCCAGGUGAGCGAAGGCGGGCAACUGAGGAGCAUCAACGGCGAGCUGUACGCGCCGCUCCAGCACGUCAGCGCCGUGCUGCUGGGCGGCGCGGCCGAGAGAGCCGGCGUCCGCAAGGGAGACCGCAUCCUGGAAGUAAAUGGAGUAAAUGUUGAGGGAGCAACGCACAAGCAGGUUGUGGACCUGAUUCGGGCAGGAGAUCGGGAGCUGAUUCUGACAGUGCUGUCCGUUCCACAGCAAGAAGCUGAUCGCCUUGAUCCUGGUGAUGACUCCUCGGGGAGCAUCUACUAUGACUACAGUGAGAAGCGGGCAGUGCCAAUCUCCAUCCCCAGUUACAAACAUGUUGAGCGAAAUGGGGAGAAAUUUGUGGUGUUCAACAUUUACAUGGCUGGACGACAGCUUUGCUCUCGGCGUUUCCGUGAGUUCACGAUCCUUCACCAGAAUUUGAAGCGGGAAUUUUCAGACUUCCAUUUCCCAAAACUCCCAAGGAAAUGGCCGUUUUCACUCUCGGAGCAGCAGCUGGAUGCCAGGCGGCGAGGCCUGGAAGAGUAUCUGGAGAAAGUGUGCUCGGUCAGUGUUCUUGGGGAGAGCGACGUGAUGCAGGAAUUCCUGGCUGAUUCCAGUGAGAGUACGAACGGGCUGUCCGAUGUGGACCUGAGGAUAGCAUUGCCUGACAGGAACAUCAUCACUGUCACUGUCAAAAAAAACAGCACUGCAGACGAAGUCUACAGGGCUGUACAGGAGCACCUACGGAUGGAUAGUAUCACAGCGAGUUUCUUCACGCUGUUUGAAGUAGUGGACCACUUCUUUGAGAGGAAACUGGUUCCCAAUGAAUUUCCACACAAACUAUAUGUACAGAACUACACGUCAGCAGCGGCUGGGACCUGUCUGGUUAUCAGGAAGUGGCUGUUCACCAUGGCCCAGGAAGAACUUCUGAAUGACAAUGAUCUUGCCGUAACCUACUUCUUCCAUCAGGCGGUGGAGGACGUGAAGAAAGGCCGGAUUCGAGUUGGUGAUAAGUCGUACCAGCUUCAGAAACUGUCCGAACAGCACAAGAAAGUCAUGUACUUGAACAUGAUUCGGACCUGCGAAGGCUACAACCAGAUAGUCUUCCCCCACUGCCGCUGUGACUCUCGAAGGAAGGGGCACGUCAUGGCAGCCAUUAGCAUUCAGCACUUUAAACUGCAUGCUUGCACAGAGGAUGGUCAGCUGGAGAACCAGGUGAUCGUAUUUGACUGGGCUGAGAUGCACCAGUGGGACACAGAUGAAGAGGGAAUGGCGUUCUGCUUCGAGUACAUCCGCGGGGAAAAGAAACCGCGCUGGGUGAAGAUUUUCACUCCAUAUUUUAACUACAUGCAUGAAUGUUUCGAGCGGGUUUUGUGUGAGCUGAGGUGGAGGAAAGAGAUGGAAGAAGCUGGCCAUGAUGAGGGUAACAGGAACAGCUCCAGUGGCAUGAACAUUUUUCACGCAGCAGCGGCAAGAGGCAGUCGAGGCUUGCUGUCCUGAUGGGAGACCUCAUUCUCUGUAGCAUCUCAGCACCUUAGCAUGAAAACUGAAGCAAUUGGACCUUGGACAUUGGGAGAUGGGGAGGCAUGCAACAGCCCAAACCGUUCCUCAAUGUAGCUGUGACAUCAAACCAAUCUUCGAGUAGUCCAUUCCUCAUUUCAUCCCAUCCUUCACUGUUAUAAAGUUGCCACUCAUAGCCACCUCUGUGAGUGAUCAAGGAGUGACGUGUUCAUUGGACUGCAGGACGCUGGGAUGUAAUCUUCCUAACAAGGGAGCAACUGUAGCAUGUGGCCAACAGUACAGGAUGGUAGUGCUUGCCAGUUCUGAUUUGUUAGCCUGGGACCAGUGGGUGAAGGGGUGAACACUAAAUCAUCCAGGAUCCAGCUCCAACCUACUCAAUAUGUCGACAGUGUGAGCUACUGGUUAAUCGCUGGGUAUCAGCGGCAGGAUUCCUUGAUUGCUUAGAAAGCUUCAAUCUCCAAACGACUGGAUAAUGCCUGGGACAGGCCUUUAUCAACUGGAUCCAAGCACCAGUUCAUGCUGACCAUUUCUUAACACAGGAAUAUCAGGUUUCUGAGUGGAUAUUCCUCGUUCACACUGGACUCUGGAGUAAUCUACAGCCUGUCACUGGAUGAUACCCUGCAUGGAAGGUGCACAGUGUUGCAUUUCAAUAAAUUGCAAUGGGGGACAAGACGAGAGGGGUUGGGGGGAAGAGGUGUUUUUCCUUAAUCUUUACAAAACAGUAAGUUUUUUUUUUGUAUUGAAAACCAGAAAAGAUGUUUUGUAUAUUGAGCUGUUGUGCUCUGCCAAGAUAGUGAACUCUCCCAUUCAGAAGAGUGUUUCAUUCAGAGUUUUCUGCCUGGAGUAAAUGCGAUUGCAUCCAGUGACUUGUUGGUAGUGAUCACUCCAAACUGCCAUGGAAAUGUCGAGACAUGUUAUGUGUUGUGACAGUGAAAAGAAUGGACAGUGGGGGAGAAAUGGAGAAACGUUCAGUGUUUAGUAGGAGAACGGAUUUUAAUUAACCCAUUUUGCAUCCACAAUAAUUUUCUUCCCUUUGGGAAGGAAUAAGACUGAUUCAAACCCAUCACUACAAGUUCUUGAACACUUGGCUGAAAAACGGCCUGUAUGUUACAUAUGAAAGUAUCGCCAGUGCUUUUUGUCGCAUCGUUUCUGAAAUAAGCAGUUACUUAACCUCGACAUGCUGCUUAACAACACAGCUAUUCAGACUCUGUGUUUAUAGGUUAGUCAGUCGCCAGUUGUCAGUGGAGAAUGUGCAGUUUGUGUACCUCACCGGCAGUAAUGUUAAUCUCACUGAGUUCGCCUCCUUUGGGAAAUCAGGAGCAAGGAACCAGUUGGUGGGAGUGCCAGUUCACCUUCCCCUUUCCUGCAUUGUGGCAUCCACCAUGUUAGAAUGUGGAAACUCAGUGGGGAGGGGGGAGAAAGAGACUGGUUCUGUGAUAUUUUAAAGCUUUCAGUCAUUAUGAUCUAUUUUACACAGUGCAGCCUUUGUAUUAUUUAAGGAUGGAUGGAUCAGUUCAAAGUCAACACCAUCAGACUUCCUGACAGAUCCAGUGGCAGGACUGAUGGCAGAACUGUUGCACGAGGAUCCAGAAGUCCUACCUAGUAACUGAGAGACUGUGUGUUGUGUUCAGGUAUGGGCCGAUAAAUGGGCCAUAAAAGCAAGGCCACACUACUGCUUGCCAGAGGCCGACUGUUUGGGGGAGGGGGGGUGGGGGCGGAGGGGUGGGAGCAAUUGUUUUUGUAAAAAAAAAUUCUAGUCUUCUCAAAAUUACCAUGUAAUUUCUUGAAAGCAUCAGUGUUAAAGCUGCAAUGUAAUUAUUUAUAGAUCCAUAAUUAAAGGUGGCGACUGGUUUGUG
Messenger RNA from Pristis pectinata (smalltooth sawfish), 3539 nucleotides. Its product is annotated as sorting nexin-27-like. Gene Ontology annotation, biological process: signal transduction; intracellular protein transport. The record is from RefSeq and is a predicted model, not a curated record. Gene Ontology annotation, molecular function: protein binding; phosphatidylinositol-3-phosphate binding. The transcript is spliced from 13 exons. Gene Ontology annotation, cellular component: early endosome. Lineage: Eukaryota; Metazoa; Chordata; Chondrichthyes; Rhinopristiformes; Pristidae. The coding region runs from base 16 to 1662 and encodes 548 amino acids.